GCAGUAAACAAUUAGUAGCAGGUAAACGACUCUCACACUCUAAGUUCAUACCAAUUGUCAGCAGAAGACCGUAAAAAUGGCGGAUCUCCACGUUGCUUUGCUAUCAAAAUUCUCCCCAUCUUCUCUCUCACUCGUCAACAUCUCACUAUCAAUUAAUUUCUUCACUAAAAAAAUAUAUAAAACAUAUCCUCAUAAAUCUCACUCUCUUUGUGCUUCCUUCCAUGUUUCAGUCCCCCUUUUUCCCAAUCCCAACCCCACAAUAACAAGCUAUGCUUUCUCUCUCUUCCUCCCUUUUCUCCUUCAUAUUUCUCUCUCUUACCAUUUCUGCAUAUGGGCUUGGAUCCAUGGGUCCCAUCUCUGCUUCUUUUGGCGGUCAUUAUGAUCCAUUCUUUUGUGCUAUCGAUGCUAGUGGUAAACAAGACAUUAUUUGUUGGGGUACGUCACCGGAAAAUUUUACUUCUAUACCUUCCAUGGCGGCUCUCUCCGGUGGUCAAGGUUUUAUGUGUGGCAUUUUAGCAAACACUUCACAACCUUACUGUUGGGAUUCUAAUGGUACUGGUUCUGAUCUUGUACCGUCUUUUUAUAGAUACAAUACUUAUUCUCAUAUAGCUGCUGGUACUAAUCAUGUUUGUGCUAUUAGAGGGUAUUAUUAUUCGGAUAAUGAUGUGGGUUCUGUUGAUUGUUGGGAUAUUUUUCAUGAAUCUGGGUCUGGGUCAAGUAGUUCUAAAAGUUUAACUGCUAAACAGAGUGUUCUGUUUUAUGAUCAGUAUAUUGCUGAUUUGCUCUUUGAAAAGAUUGUUUCAGGGGAUGGGUUCAGUUGUGGAGUUAUUGUAGAAGAUAAUAAGCUUAUUUGUUGGGGACCCAAUUCAUCUAAUCUGGGAAUUUCUAAAAUUUCUGGGAAUUUUCUAUCAUUAGCAUCUAGUAAGAAUAGUGUUUGUGGAAUUGUAAAAGGGUCUGGGGAAAUCAAAUGUUGGGGUAAAAACGAUUCAUAUGUUAAUGAUCCACCAUCUGAAGCUAGAUUCAUUGCUUUGAGUGGCGGUUUCCGCCAUUUUUGUGGGAUUAGAGCUGAUACUCAUGGGGUUCAAUGUUGGGGAGACUUUAAUUCUUCAUUAAUUCCAAAGAAUUCUGGUUUUUUCGCCAUUGCUACAUCGGAUAUAGCUGCUUGUGGUAUAAGAGAAGAUGAUUUGGUUCUUGAUUGUUGGUUUGUUAAUGAAACUGUUGAGCCUCCUGAUUAUAAUCCUCCAUUGCAGCUAUGUAGUCCUGGGGUUUGUACUCCUAGGGCUUGCAAUGAAGGAGAAUUUACCUUCAAUGCAAGCUUGCUGAACGAACCUGAGUUGGCUAAUAUAUGCAUAAGGAAAGAUUUGCAUAUUUGUUCAUCUUGUGGGACAAAUUGCUCAUCUGGGUAUUUUCCAUCGAGUCAGUGCACGGAGAAUGCUGAUCGGAUUUGUACCCCUUGUUCGCUUUGCCAGAAUAGCUCGUGUUGGGACGUUUGUGGGCUUGCACAGGUCGAAAUGAAGCGUAGACAUCAGCAUCAAAUGCAAAAGAUCGUCCUGAUUUUGGGACCGUCCAUAUCUGGUUUUCUGUUGAUAUUGAUUGGUUGGUGUCUGUUUCCGUAUCUGUACUUCUUCAAAUCGAAAGAUGGGCCCACAAAGCAGUUUCGAUCGUGUAUAGGGAAGAAAGAUCCUGAAUCUGAUGCAAACGCAGAUGCGAAUCCUCCUGUGCCUGCUGCACAAUGUCCCGGGGAAGCACAGAUAUUCCGACUGUCAGAGCUAAAGGAUGCCACUAAUGGGUUCAAGGAGUUUAAUGAGCUAGGAAGAGGAAGCUAUGGGUUUGUGUAUAAGGCCUUAUUGACCGAUGGGCGACAAGUAGCGGUUAAGAGAGCGAAUGCAGCUACUAUAAUCCACACUAACAUUAGGGAUUUCGAGAACGAAUUGGAGAUACUUUGUAAGAUGAGACAUUGUAAUAUCGUAAACUUGUUAGGUUAUUGUACGGAGAUGGGGGAGAGGCUUCUUGUGUACGAAUAUAUGUCACACGGUACUUUACACGAUCAUCUCCAUGGAGGUCUUUCGCCUCUUGGUUGGACUCUCCGGUUGAGGAUUGCAUUACAAGCCGCAAAGGGACUAGAGUACCUUCACAUGGAGGCUAGUCCCCCGGUUGUUCAUCGAGAUGUUAAGUCGUCUAACAUUCUUUUGGAUUCCGAUUGGGGAGCCAGGAUUUCAGAUUUCGGGUGUUGUAAUCUCAAUGAGAAGGAGCUUGGUGAAGAUAUGAAGAAUGAUGUGUACAAUUUUGGGAUUGUUUUGUUAGAGAUUCUUAGUGGAAGGAAAGCAUACGAUGUUGAUUACUCACCUCCUAAUAUCGUCGAAUGGGCUGUCCCCCUCGUAAGGAAGGGGAAGGCGGCUGCUAUUAUCGACAGAUAUGUGGCACUUCCUCGAAAUGUCGAACCAUUGCUUAGAUUAGCUGAUAUAGCUGAGUCUGCUGUACGAGAUAAUUCGUGUGAUCGGCCUUCUAUGUCUACCAUUGCUGAUUUACUCGAGCAGAUCGUAAAAGAAGGACUAAUUCUAUAGUACCUAAACAAUUCUAUGGUGUAUCGAAGGAAAGAUAGUUUUGGUGAAGUAUAGUGUGAUUAUCAAUUGUACAUGUAUUCAGAGUCUAUUGUUCUUGUACAUUCACUUGCCAUUGUAUUGUAUUGUAUUCUUUCCUUGUUUUUAUUUUUUUACCAUUUUCUACUUCACAAAGUGAAGUAUGUAUUCAAAUUGUUGUACCAUUUCAGAUUUGUUGUUCUUUCAUACAAAUUCUUACAAUAACACCCUGUUGUC
Amaranthus tricolor (Joseph's coat) is the source of this 2816-nucleotide messenger RNA. Its product is annotated as serine/threonine-protein kinase-like protein CCR1. Lineage: Eukaryota; Viridiplantae; Streptophyta; Magnoliopsida; Caryophyllales; Amaranthaceae. Gene Ontology annotation, biological process: protein phosphorylation. The record is from RefSeq and is a predicted model, not a curated record. The transcript has a single exon. Gene Ontology annotation, molecular function: ATP binding; protein kinase activity; protein binding. Bases 270 to 2564 code for a protein of 764 amino acids.